This is a messenger RNA of Linum tenue, 543 nucleotides long. Lineage: Eukaryota; Viridiplantae; Streptophyta; Magnoliopsida; Malpighiales; Linaceae. The record is from the annotation of a GenBank genome assembly.
AAUCCCAGCCACACCCAGUCUCCUCUCUGUUGAAGAAGAAGAAAACAGGGAGAGAGUAGACUCUCAUGUCAAGUCAUAAGAAGGAGGAGGAAGGAGAUCCAAAUCCCAGCCACAAUCAGUCUUCUCUCUGUUGAAGAAGAAAGAAAACAGGAAGAGAGAAGACUCUCAUGUCAAGUUAGAAGAAGGAGGAGGAGGAAGGAGAUCCGAUCAAGGCCGUCGAUGCCAGCGAGGGGAAAGCCGGUGAUGGCGGCGAUGGGAAGGUCUGCCAUGGACGCCAGUGAUAGAUCCGACGACUUAGGAAGAAGGAAGGAGAAAGAUGUGAACAUCGAUGGCGGCGAUGAAAGAGCUCCUGUGUUUUCUCUCUCGCUGGAAGAUAGUGAAGAAGAAGGAGCGGAGGAGGAGGAGGAGGAGGAGGAGGAGAAGGAGAAGCGUCAAGAAGAGGAACAAGUCGAGGAGAAGGAAGGAAGAGGGACAUAUGCUUCUCUCUUAAUAAGUUACUUUUCAAUACUUUUUGGGUCCAACAGCUGUGUUUUGGCAGCAUAA